This is a messenger RNA of Ahaetulla prasina, 5093 nucleotides long. It is a transcript of the gene PRP4K, whose product is annotated as pre-mRNA processing factor 4B. Lineage: Eukaryota; Metazoa; Chordata; Lepidosauria; Squamata; Colubridae. The record is from RefSeq and is a predicted model, not a curated record. Gene Ontology annotation, biological process: mRNA cis splicing, via spliceosome; peptidyl-serine phosphorylation; peptidyl-threonine phosphorylation. The transcript is spliced from 15 exons. Bases 20 to 3097 code for a protein of 1025 amino acids. Gene Ontology annotation, molecular function: protein serine/threonine kinase activity; ATP binding.
UUUGUGUCCCUUAGUGCGCAUGCGCCACUCGCCGGCCCUCAGCAGUGGCGGCGGCGAAGAAGGAGUUUGGGAGUUCAAAAUGGCUGCCCCGACGUUGGUGGAGUUGGCAAUGCGGGGACACGGAAUUGAAGAAGCUGAUAUAUCUGAACGAAGUGCAAAUGAAGAAAAUGGAGAUAUUUCAGAAGGAGACCAACCACAAAUUAAACAUAGUCGACAUAAAAAGAAGAAACACAAACAUCGAGGCAAACAUAAGAAACACAAACAUUCUUCAGAAGAAGAUAAGGACAAAAAGCAUAAACAUAGGCACAAACAUAAGAAACAUAAACGAAAGGAGAUUGCUGAUAUCUCUGAUAAAGAAGAUGGCCCAGCAAAAAGAACUAAAAUUGACUUCUUAGCUCCUCUAGAAGAUUUAGAGAAACAAAGAGCAUUAUUAAAAGCUGAACUUGAAAAUGAGCUAAUGGAAGGAAAGGUUCAAUCUGGGAUGGGAUUAAUAUUACAAGGAUAUGAGUCAGGUUCAGAAGAAGAAGGAGAAAUCAAUGAUAAGGCGAGAAAUGGAACUAGAUCUGCAAAUAAAUCAAAUGUUAAGGGAAAGCUUGAGAUUGUAGACAAUAAAAGUUCAAAGAAACGCAGUAAGAGCAGAUCAAAAGAACGGACUCGACACAAGUCUGAUAAAAAGAAAAGCAAGUCAGGAGUUGAUGGCAUAAAAGAGAAAGCUACUAGAAGUAAAUCAAAAGAAAGAAAAAAAUCUAAAAGCCCAUCUAAAAGAAUAAAGUCUCAAGAUCAAAUAGGAAAGUCAAAAUCUCCAACCCUUAAAAGGCGCUCUCAAGAAAAAAAUAGGAAGUCACGGUCUCCUCCUGAAGAUAAAACUAAAGCAGAAGAUAAGAUCAAAUCAAGAGAUCGUAAAAAAUCUCCGGUUAUUAAUGAAAAUAAAAUUAGAGAUCGUAGCAAAAGAUCCAAAUCUCCAAUAGAACAAAGAAGCAAAUCCAAAGAUAGACAAUCAAGAUCGAAAGAUCGAAAAUCCAGGAGAUCUGAGACUGAAAAAGAAAAGAAGCUCAUCAAAUCACCUUCAAAAGAUAUGUCAUCAGGUAAAGAAAACAGGUCUCCUAGUAAAAGACCUGGUCGUAGUCCUAAAGGAAGAAGUUUAUCCCCAAAACCACGAGAUAAACUAAGACGCAGCAGAUCACCCCUGCUUAAUGAUCGCAGAUCUAAACAGAGUAAAUCACCAUCUCGAAAUCGGUCUCCUGGUAGGAGAGCAAAGAGCAGAUCAGCAGAUAGAAAAAGAAGAGAAUCGGAAAGGAGACGUUUUUCUUCUCCCAGAACACGAACUAGAGAUGACAUCCUCUCAAGAAGGGAGCGAUCAAAAGAUGCCAGUCCACCUAGAUGGUCUCCUUCAAGAAGAAGAUCCAGGUCUCCACUUCGACGAAGAUCUCGCUCUCCACUUCGACGUAGCCGGUCUCCAAGAAGGAGAAGUAGAUCUCCUCGGAGGAGAGACAGGGGUAGACGUAGUAGAUCUCGUUUGAGAAGGCGAUCCAGAUCACGAGGUGGCCGUAGACGACGGAGCAGGAGCAAAAUAGAAGAUAAAUUUAAGGGAAGCCUUUCGGAAGGAAUGAAGAUUGAGCAAGAAUCUUCAUCUGAUGAAAACCUUGAAGACUUCGAUGUUGAAGAAGAAGAUGAGGAAGCUCUAAUAGAGCAAAGAAGAUUACAGAGGCAAGCAAUUGUGCAGAAAUACAAGUACUUAACAGAGGAUAGUAACAUGUCAGUGCCAUCUGAACCAAGCAGCCCUCAAAGCAGUACUCGCAGUCGUUCCAACUCACCAGAAGGCAUUCUUGAACGGGUAGCAGCUGAUGUUAAAGAGUAUGAGCGAGAAAAUGUGGAUACUUUUGAAGCCUCAGUGAAGGCAAAACACAACCUCAUGGCAGUUGAACAAAAUAAUGGUUCAUCUCAGAAGAAAAUCACAGCUCCUGAUAUGUUUACAGAAUCAGAUGAUAUGUUUGCUGCAUAUUUUGAUAGUGCACGUCUUAGAGCCGCUGGCUUUGGAAAAGACUUCAAAGAAAAUCCAAAUCUCAGGGAUAAUUGGACUGAUGCUGAAGGAUAUUACCGUGUUAACAUAGGUGAAGUGCUAGAUAAACGUUACAAUGUGUACGGUUACACUGGCCAAGGAGUUUUCAGUAAUGUGGUUAGAGCCAGAGAUAUGGCGAGAGCAAACCAAGAAGUGGCUGUGAAGAUCAUUAGAAACAAUGAACUUAUGCAAAAAACUGGUUUAAAAGAACUGGAAUUCUUGAAGAAGCUCAAUGAUGCAGACCCUGAUGACAAAUUUCAUUGUCUACGUUUGUUUCGACAUUUUUACCAUAAGCAGCACCUUUGUCUAGUAUUUGAACCUCUGAGUAUGAAUUUACGAGAAGUUCUAAAGAAAUAUGGAAAAGAUGUUGGUCUCCAUAUAAAGGCUGUGCGAUCCUAUAGUCAGCAGUUAUUCCUGGCCUUGAAACUUCUGAAAAGAUGCAACAUUUUACAUGCUGAUAUCAAACCAGAUAACAUUUUGGUGAAUGAAUCAAAAACCAUUUUAAAACUUUGUGACUUUGGAUCAGCUUCACAUGUUGCUGACAAUGAUAUCACACCGUAUCUUGUUAGUCGAUUUUACCGUGCUCCUGAAAUUAUUAUAGGCAAAAUCUAUGACUACGGUAUAGAUAUGUGGUCUGUAGGCUGUACAUUGUAUGAACUUUACACUGGGAAAAUAUUAUUUGCUGGGAAAACCAAUAAUCAUAUGUUGAAACUUGCUAUGGACCUCAAAGGAAAGAUGCCAAACAAGAUGAUCCGAAAAGGAGUGUUCAAAGAUCAGCACUUCGAUCAAAACCUCAACUUUAUGUACAUAGAGGUAGAUAAAGUAACAGAAAGGGAAAAAGUGACUGUGAUGAGCACCAUUAAUCCAACAAAGGACCUGCUUGCAGAUUUAAUUGGGUGCCAACGCCUCCCCGAAGAUCAGCGCAAAAAGGUUCACCAGUUGAAGGACUUGUUGGACCAGAUCCUCAUGUUAGACCCAGCUAAACGGAUUAGUAUCAACCAGGCCCUACAGCAUGCCUUCAUCCAGGAGAAAAUUUAAAUCCAGUGAAGAUAUUCAAAGGGUUUGAAUAGUUAAUAUACAAAGACUGAUGAAGUUUCACUGCAAUUUAUAAAUGUACAUAUAACAUAUAAAUAAUUCCCCUGCAAAAUUGAGGAAGAAUGAUAUAUUUCAAUUAACACAAAGGUGGAUUAUUUCUUUUAGAAAUGUUAGAGUAAAUCUGUUUGUCUCAUGUGAAGAUUUUUUCACUGUAGAAUUAUUUUAAUUGCCAAGACUGCACAGGAGUACAGUGCUAAAAUAUAUGGUUGCAGUUCCUCUGAAAUAAUACAUACACACAUCCGCACAUGGACUAUAUAUAUAUAAAAAAAUCUGUGAUGAAAUAUCAGUAAGACUGGGUGGUUGAUUUUGGUUUUUAGCAAAUUUGGCUUCAUUUUUGUCUCUGAAAAAUGGCCAGCAUAAAUGCUGUUUAUAUUACAUUUUCCUAGGUGUGUGCGUGCAGGCCACAGCAGCAUGCCCUUGGUGUAGUCAGUGCCGAAAGGGGUCUGUUCCUUCUUGAGCCUGCCCACAGGGAUGGUCUCCUCUUUUAAAGCAGGUUGCGUACAACUUUCAGUACACUGAAGGUAAGCUAAACCAUCAACAUCACUGGUGUUUAAGAUGUUAAUUGUACUGGAUCAACUGACAAACGAGAAUCGGUCACUCUGUAGCAGAAUUCCCUGCAUGUUUUAUAAAGGAGAUAUACCUAUAUAUAAAUAUAUAUAUAAAUAUAUAUAUUAUUUUCUGGCAUUACAACUGUGGCAUAAUUCCAGCUUGUGUUUGAUCAUCACAUUCAAAGGAAAAAAGUGGAGGAAUGUGCACUUGAUGGAGAGAGCGCCUUCAGUGUACUGUUUAUAUUACUUUUUUAAAAAUAUCAACUUGCUACAUAGACUUUAUACCUUUUGUUAAAUACAGUUCACGAUGGCAUAAAACCAGUACUUAAGUCAUUUUCAUUUACUAACAACAAAUGCUAAGCUCUGGUUCCAAAAGUCCUUAUCUCCUCUUGGCCAGAUAGAAAGCACCACAAUUUUUUUUAGCUAUUUGUAUGUCAUUUGAAAAUGUACUGCUUUAUGCUAAAGGUGUUUUCAUUUGUUCAUUGUUUUCAUUAUUUGUGAUCAUGUUGUCUUUCAAUACAGGCAUAAACCUUCCACUCUUGAACAAAGCAGCUGCUUUUUAAAAGCGGUAAUUGCUUCUUUACCUUUUAUUUCUUUUGUAAAUGAAACUUUAAGAAAUGUGACUUUAAAGUGUUGUCUCUUGCAUAAAAUAGUUGACAUUCACUUAUUGUAAAGUGAAGAUUGUUCUGCUGCAUGUAAAGUGGACCAUGCAGAUUUCUGUAUGUUUUCGGUAUGCAUCAUUAGAUAAUAAAGUCUUUUGUGAACAAGGCAUUGGUAGCCCUUUUUAAAAGAUUUUUGUCUCCGGCGUUGCCGACUCAGGUAAACCAUAAGAAGAACUUUCCUUUUUAAUAGUCCUUUAAUUAAAACAAUUACUAAAAGAUGUGAUCCCCUGAAAGAUUUUAGACUAUUAAUAAUUGACAAUUCAAUGUAAAUAUUGUCCCAAGCCCCCUGCAGAUAUUGUCUGCUUUCAUUGUUAAGAAAUUUAUUCCUGUAGGUUAUUGAAUUAGAUGCAGGUUUUAACUAAUGUUUGUGCUGUUUUUCUUACUUUUCCUUUUUGAUGGUGCUGAGAGAGACAAAGGAAAGCAAGUCACAGGCCACUCAACGCCUACUCCAGGGGGUCUGGUUUGCUGAGACACCAUCUUCACCUUCCUAACAAGGUUAUUUCUGACAGCAUGUGUAGAUAAACAUUUAGCAACAACUUUAAAAAUAGUUUGUUCAUCAUGAAGAUACCCAACUGAAUCAAUUGUUUGCCAGCCCAAUCUUUUUUAUUAAAAGCAGUUCAUACAACAGAUGAUUCGUGUAUGUUGCCUAGCUAAAACUUAGAUGCUUUAUAAUAUUCUGAAGUUUAUAAGGAUUUUUAAAAUCCAUAAAAGGCAUGUACUUAAAACGAA